Messenger RNA from Exaiptasia diaphana, 664 nucleotides. RefSeq lists its product as uncharacterized. Bases 34 to 654 code for a protein of 206 amino acids. The record is from RefSeq and is a predicted model, not a curated record. The transcript has 3 exons. NCBI's taxonomy places the organism in Eukaryota, Metazoa, Cnidaria, Anthozoa, Actiniaria, Aiptasiidae.
GUUGCAUCRCCAAAGGAAGACCACACUGACCMAAUGAAAAAUGACAAGACCUCAGCUAUGCCAACAAGCCCRCAAACCUCCAAAUCCCAAAACACUAGUKCUCAUAAUGAAGARACUCUAACCCAUUCUCCCAAAACUGAUGUUACUAAAUUGCAAGAUUCGCAGCCAACUAAACUGGUGUGUGAAYCCAGUAUUGAGCAAGCCAAAAUUGAUGAAAAACAAAAYAUGGACCAGUCCACCAGCAGAAAGGGAGAAACCARUGUUAAAGAGUUGGAAAGUGACAAACAUACAGUUCUUCAAGACAAAACAAGUGAAAAUUCYRAARAUGAUACAACUAGUAAGCAAGCUUCUGUCAUUGCUGGAGUGGAUGAAGACAUGGAUUAUGAAUUUCUGAUGGAGUGCACAGAUUCGCAGCUUAUUAGUGAAGAUGUUAUAGAGGAACAGUCUAUUGCCUGUGACAAUGACGUAAAAAAUUCUAGAACUCAAGCAAAAGAGUUAACCUCUGGCAAACAAGACAAAGCAACUACAAUGUCUGACUUUGAUACUGAAGAUGGCUCUUUGCUUAUAAAUGAAUUGAUGAGAGAAGUUGCCUCUCUGAAAAAUUUCCUCAAAAAAACUUAUGAGCAGUUCGAACAGAUGAAGAAAAGUUAUUGAUUCAAACUCC